Coffea eugenioides is the source of this 1453-nucleotide messenger RNA. RefSeq lists its product as uncharacterized. The transcript has 2 exons. The record is from RefSeq and is a predicted model, not a curated record. The coding region runs from base 525 to 1250 and encodes 241 amino acids. NCBI's taxonomy places the organism in Eukaryota, Viridiplantae, Streptophyta, Magnoliopsida, Gentianales, Rubiaceae.
AAAAAACGGGACGCUCUCUCCUUCUCCCUCUCUCUCCAUUUUUUCUCCUCCCUUUUUCUAUGGCGGAGCUGUCAAUGACAUCAUAAACGAUUCAACAGAAAAAACCCCACCUCAUUUGAGUAAUUGACUUCUCUCUCAAUUCUGUUUCACACAAUCCGCUAAACCCAAAACCGCCAUCAUUUAUGUCAAGUCACUUUCUUCCCCUGUGAACUCCAUCACAUACAUACAUAUUAUUCACAGAAGAGGAGGUGGUGGUGGCCUUUGUACUUUGUGGGGCUUCUCAUUCUUGAUUCGACUCACGAGGAUUUAAUGCUCUAACCCCUCCAUUCAUCCAUUUCUUCAAAAGAAAAUAAAGAGCCUAGUUGGUAAAAGAGCACAAUAGUUUCCAUUGGUCAGCUUAGAACAAGAAUUGGAUGCUCAGACGCGACGAGAAAGAUGUGUAUUUCUUGUUUUUGAAGGAGGAUUCGAUUCUUGCCAUCCUCAUUCAAGAUUUCUUGAAAUUGAAGAACGGGCAAUAAAUAAUAAUGUUGGGCUUUGGAUUUCAGGGAAGAAUACAGGGAGGAGAGCGAGGAGCUACGAUUACGUUGGUGGAGUUCUUGAGGGAAAGAAUGGAUGCUUCUGAUCGCAUGGUCAGAAGGAAGAGUAUAACUGAACGGUUGGGAUUGAAGGGGUUCAGCUGUUGUGGGGCCACGUGGGGUCUUGGACCUGCUCAUACUCAUAGUAGCGUUAGUGUGAGAGAUGAUGGUGGGGAGGCUGAGGGAGGAGGUGAACGGCAGCGGGAAAUUGAGGUGAUAGACGUCGGUCAUGCUUCGCCGGAAAAUGGGUCAACGGCGGCGUGCGCCGAUUGUGUCCCGGCAACUUCCGGGAUGAACUUGGCUGCAGCUCUGGCGGCAGAAAGGCAAUUUAGGGCGGCCCAAGAAUUGGUGGGUUUAAGUCCAAGCCCAAUGAGGCCCAUGACUGAGGCUGAUGGGGUAGCUAGCGGUGUGGCUGCUGGUGGGACGCCGUUCAGGGUGUCGUUGAUGACACUGCUUGAAGAGACGGACGGUUAUGAUUAUGGGGACUGGGAGAAAGAGGAGAAAGGAGUGGGUUCUGAUUCAGUGUGCUGCGUGUGCAUGGGAAGGAAAAAGGGCGCAGCUUUCAUACCAUGUGGGCACACUUUUUGCCGGGUGUGCUCAAGGGAGUUGUGGUUCAACCGAGGGCUCUGUCCCUUGUGCAAUCGUUCAAUUCUUGAGAUUCUCGAUAUAUUCUAGUGAUGCUGAUGCUCUUUCAAUUUUUAUUAUUUUUUUUUUGGAGAUUGGGAAAUGAUGGAUUUCAUCUGAGCAGGGCAAUUUGAUGAUGAAAUCCAUGAAUUUUUAGCAGAAGUGAAUGAUGUUCAGUGGAUGAUCAGGGCAAUGUAUUCUCACAUCUAUGUAACACACCUAUAAUUCUAUAUCUGUCAAUGAAUUUUACACUA